Neodiprion virginianus is the source of this 4409-nucleotide messenger RNA. RefSeq names its product zinc finger protein 345-like. The record is from RefSeq and is a predicted model, not a curated record. Bases 426 to 2729 code for a protein of 767 amino acids. Gene Ontology annotation, cellular component: nucleus. The transcript is spliced from 4 exons. Gene Ontology annotation, biological process: regulation of transcription by RNA polymerase II. Gene Ontology annotation, molecular function: DNA-binding transcription factor activity; zinc ion binding; RNA polymerase II cis-regulatory region sequence-specific DNA binding. Lineage: Eukaryota; Metazoa; Arthropoda; Insecta; Hymenoptera; Diprionidae.
GAAGAGGGUCCUAAGAGGUGUCAGGAGUGGAUUUAGAAGAUUGCAAAGCUUAUUGCGGCGGUUAUAUUCGCGCUACUCUAUCCAUUCCGACUAUACGAGGAUUCGGCGCGCCGGUCGAUUCGCACCUUCGAAAACCUCGAUCAGUCUACAAAUGUUCGGUCCGUCUGGGCAUCACUGCUGCUACGUAAACUCGAGAUCGUGACACGUUCACGCGGCGUCGGAUGUUUAAAGGUGAAUUCGUGAACCGAGAACCCGUCAGAAUCAAGGAUUUCCAAAUAAAUUCAUCCCCUGUCAACGGUGUUCAUAAGUUCAACGUUGACGCUGAGACAUGAAUGGACCAUUCAACAUUCACUAGCUGAAUCAGCGACAACGGAAGAGUAGGAGAACCACCGCGCUGGUUGCAUAGUUCCAAGCUGGCAAAGACGAUGAAUUCAAACUACUUUGACUUGCCGCUUAAUCUGGACAGAGUGUGCAGAGUAUGUCUUUCGGAAAGUACAAACUUGUCGCCACUAUUUUGCACCGAUCCUGAAGCGACUGAACUUUCUGGUCUUUAUCAGAAAAUAGAAGUUUGUGGCUCGAUAGAAGUCCGGGAAGAAGAUGGGCUGCCUUCGCUGAUCUGCGACGUCUGUAUCUACAAGGCGACUGUAGCGCAUGAAUUUCGACAACAAUGUCAGAACUCGGACGCUCGAUUAAGAUUGUAUUACAAUAAGCCGGCAAAGUCCAACAUCACGAAUUCGAGCACACAAACUGAUCCACAAACGCGAAUUAUUCUUACAACAAAGACUACGAGUUCUCUAGGGAACUACUCUGUGAAACAAGAAAUGCAGACAACAGGUUCGCAGAACUUUUCAACGUCAGGCGAACCGUUUCCUUCAACUGAGUCAUGCGGAGCUGAAAACAAAAUGCGGGAAGAGAUAGUGGAGGAGAGUAAAGUUUUUAAUAUAUGCAACAUCGAAUUUGAUGGAAACAAGGGUGAUGAGAAAAACGAGAUGUUGGAAGAUGACACUCGUCACUCUCCAUUUCCGCAAACAGAUUUAGAGGACCCUGGAGAUCUGGGGACCGAGCCAUCGCUGGAGAGAAUAGAGGAGCAAAAACAUGUAACAGAGUUGCCUGCCGUCAAACAAGAUGAACCUAAGAGUACAGAAUUGUUGGAAGACGAUUAUCUUGUUGAAAGUUUGUUGAAUGAUAACGCAGAAGGAGAAGAUGUGCCGCUCAUACAAAGGGCGCAAAGUAGAAAGGUGAAAUCGUUGCCUACCAAGAGUUACAGCGACGACGAAUGUAACGACGAUUAUUACAACGAGGUAAACAGCGACAGCCAAGACUCUGAUUCGAUGAAAUUUAAAUGUAAAGUGUGUGCAAAGAGAUACGCGACGCAGAAAGGCCUGAAAAAACAUUCCCUUGUUCACGAAAAGCAACAUAAAUGCGACAUAUGCUUCAAAAUGUUUUACAAGCUGGAAAAUAUGGAAAAACACAAAACAAUACACGCCUCCAAGCCACACGCGUGUCAACUGUGUCACGCCUCAUUUUCAAAGUCACAGAGCUUGGUCCGCCACUUGAAAUCCCACACGGAAAAAGUAAACGACAUUAUAAAACAAAUCAAGAGCGAUGAUCCAACUGAGGAAAAAGAGCCGACAAACGAGUUUGAAAUCGACAAUGAUACCGACGAUGCGAGUGAAACUAACGACGAACCCGACGAAUUUGAAAAUGCUCCAGAGUUAUAUAAAUGUCAAGCUUGCAGCCAGUACUGUUCGUCGUUGAAAAAUUUAAAGAGACAUAGCCUUGUUCACGGAGAAAAGAAAUAUUCUUGUACCGUUUGUAAAAAGUGGUUUUUCCGACCUGACUCAUUGAAAAAACAUGCGGAAAAACACGGUCACGGACUGCUGGAUAAUCUAAUGUACGAUAACAAAUUGUUCGAUUCAGACGACGAACCAAUUCCUAAAAGAAAAAGAAAACCGGCCACCGAUAACGGUGAGAGCACGAGAAAAGAGGGAAGCGAGGAAGAUGGCGGAGGAGAAUACAAGUGUCAACAUUGUGACAAGAUCAUGGCAACAAAAAAAGGCCUCAGACGUCACGUGUCGAUGCAUAAGCCAAAAGCUGAGCCGGCGACGUGCGAGAUUUGUGAAAAAGUUUGCGCUAGUCAAGCCAGGCUGGCUCUUCAUCAAAAAACGCAUAAUAAACCCAAGGAAAAAGUACCGCGAGAAUAUCUCUGCCAUAUCUGCAGCAAAGUAUACCCGAGCAAUUCGUCGUUAACUUAUCACGUGAGAACGCACACGGGAGUAAAGCCACACGUUUGCAAAAUAUGCAACAGCGGUUUCACAACCACGACCAGUCUGGCAAAUCAUCUUCGGAUUCACACAGGUGACAAACCGUUUGUGUGUCAUGUUUGCAGUGCCGCGUUUGCCGUCAGCUCGGCAUUCAGAAGACAUUUGACUCGCCACACGGGUGAGGCAAAUUAUUUGUGCAAAACGUGUGGUAAAGCAUUCAAGAGACUUAGCACACUGAAGGAGCACACUUAUACUCAUUCCGGGGAAAAACCGUACAUAUGUAAAACCUGCGGGGCAGCCUACAGUCACAGUGGGAGUUUGUUCGCGCACCAAAAACGCUGUCGAGCUCAAUAUGGAGAAAUUGGGGUCCUCGAGGACCAUCAUCACACGGUCGCGCACCACAUUCACGUCAAUAAUGUUCAAUCUGCUGUUCGAUCGCUUGCUGUUAUUGGCCAGAUGUUCUAAAAGGUCUUAUCGCAACUUACAGAGAUGAACUCGUCGAUUGUUUUUUUUUCCUCUUUUUUAUCUCUCGGCAUUGAUGUCUCAAAAUCGUUGUAUAUUAUGGAAUGGUUAUGAAAUCUGGGAAAUCUGAAAAUCUCAAACAAUUUCUAUUGAGUGAAGUUUUUUUUGCCUGCCAAUCUUAUUAUUUGUUUUUUUUUUUUUUUUUUUUUUUUUUUCCCUAGCGAUGAGCGCAUUUCGAGUGAGAGAGGGCGCAAAAUAUUUUUUUCCAGUCCUGAAGAACAUUGAAAAUUCAGAGAAGAUCUCUCGGAUCUCUCAGUUUUUACGGCCAACCGAACACCAGCACUUGUGAUAAAUUGUCAUAUCCACGCUUAUUGGCAUAACUUCUUACCGAAACUGGUAAGACAAUUUCUAUUGUCAAUCGUACAUUGUGUGUGCGUUCUCAUUUUAGUUAACAGGAAAGGGUUAAUUAUACAACAUUUUACUAAUAUUUCGCAACAAAUGAUGUAACGGAUACCAAAUUGUAUGAAACAACGUCUAAGCCACAACUCAAAUUUCUUUUGAUUAUACAAUUCUGAAUAUUUUUGUAACUUUGAGAAAGCUAAAAUCGACUUGGGAAAUGUAAUAUCAUUCCAAUGAGGGAUAAAAUUCUGAUCGAAUAGAUUAUAAAUAUAUUCGAAGAUAUAAAUAUUUUUUGUGUUAAUCAUAGGUUUUUUUUUUUUUUUUUUAAGAAACCGAAAUUUUGCACGAAGCAAGCACAAACCCGAGGAGUUGACCAGCCUUUAAAUCUAGGCGAGUUCGCGUGAAAUCUUUUGAAAUUUUGCAAUCCUGAAAUUUGUAGUGUACCUACACAUAAAUUUAUUGAUGAGUGGUUAGCCCCUUGGCGCAAAGAAAUUAUUACCUCUUAUUCGCAAAUCUCAAGGAAGAUCUAGCUUCUACCGUUUAAUAAUCAAUAAUAAUCUUGAACGGUGUCAGCGGCUCGAUACUUUGAAUUUUAACCCUUUCCUUUCAGAGCAUUUCACAAUUGGGUAGCGUAACAAGUGCAUGCUUUUGUCUUAUGGCGAUUUUGCCAAAAAAUUACGUCAAAGUAUAUUUAUUGAAGGAGAAAAAAAAAUAAAAUAAAAAAUAUCGCAAUCCAAGUGUGAAUUUCCUCGGAUAUCACGUUAUAGUUUGUAAGUAAGAAAUGGUAAUGAAGCGAACUUACAAAUGUCUUGAUAAGUUGUUAGAAUAAUGAUAAUAAUAAUAUUCGUAAUACAAAAUUGCAUAAUAUUUCUCUACCAGUUAUUAUGUAAAAUAUACGCAUUAAUCAUUAAGCAUUACACCCAGGAUAGAAUUGUAUAUAAAUAUCUUUAUAUUUCAUUCACCGCUAAGAGACUAUUAGGAAAGACUUUCCGAAAGCAAGGCGUUACACAAGAUCAUAUACCUAGAUUAGAUAAGCAGCUGUAUAUUAAUUAUUAUGAAUCUAUAGUAGGCUGUGUACGUUUUCAUUUGAUAUGCGAUCAAUAUAUCAGGUUAUAUGUGUGGUCAUUGAAUGCAUGAGAACGAAUGUGUUGGGUGAAUUUGUAACGCUCUUUAAAGUUGCUACGAAUAUGAAAAUUGUGUGAAAAAAAAUAUCACUCAGCAUCCGUAUUAUAUGAUGUACAAUAAUUCCGUGUUGUUAUUGUAUGCGAUUUUUAUAAACAUGCU